Capsicum annuum is the source of this 1275-nucleotide messenger RNA. RefSeq lists its product as uncharacterized. Bases 1 to 1275 code for a protein of 424 amino acids. The record is from RefSeq and is a predicted model, not a curated record. The transcript has 7 exons. Lineage: Eukaryota; Viridiplantae; Streptophyta; Magnoliopsida; Solanales; Solanaceae.
AUGGCAAUUGAGUGCCCUGAUAUUGUUGAGUCAUCUAGACUUACACUAGCUAUAGUUGGUAAUGUUGAAUCACUGGCAGUUGUUGAUAUGUGCGGUGAAGAUGUAAUAGCUGAUUGCUAUAACGUCGUUGGGAAAAUGAAACAAAAGUACAAAAACAAGGCAACUCUCAUUUCGGUAAUGCAUAACUAUGCAAUCAAACACAUGUUCAAUUUCAUAGCUGAGGGAUCUGAUAAACAGAGUUAUGUGUUUAUGUGCAAAUCUCCGGAAUGUAGCUGGUUAUUCAAGGCCUCACAGCAUGCAACAAUUGCUUUUGUAGCUGGCAUAGCGGCUCCAAAGUUGUUGAACCAUAAAAGAAUAAUCACACCAAGUGACAUUAUUGAAGAUAUAAAAGGGAAAAUUGGUUUGGACAUAGAUUGCAGGAAGGUGUGGCGUGCUAAAGAACGUGCUUUAAAGAUAUUGAGAGGGUCUGUUGUGGUAGUAGACGAUAGUCACAUAAGUGGACCAUAUAAAGGAACAUUCAUUUCAGCUAGCACACUUGAUGGAGCAGCUAUUGCCCGUCAUAUAUUGCCGCUUACAUAUGGGGUUGUAGAUUCUGAGAAUGAUUCCUCCUGGACAUGGUUUUUCCAGCAAUUUAAGUGUGCUUUCGAAGAGCGCGAUAAUAUGUGUGUUGUCUCUAAUAGAGUUGAAAGCAUAAUCAAGGCAGUUAAUGUGGUCUAUCCAAGUAUACCACAUUUUGCAUGUGUUUGGCAUCUUUGGAAUAAUGUCUGCACUAAUUAUAGAAAAAGUAAGGACAAGCUGACCAGCAAAUUUUUUGCCAUGGCUAAAGUGUACAAGUUGUAUGAUUUUGAUGACCUUAUGGAAAGGAUGAUGACUUCCAACAAUGCAGAAUGUAUCAACUCUCGUCUUGUUGAGGUACGUGAACUGCCAAUUUUAGAUUUUCUUGAACAGGUCAGAAUCUUAUUUAGUGUGUGGAAUCGCAAAAAUAGAGAUCGGUCUAGCUUUCUUGCUAAAACUCAUUGGGAGGUUAGGAAAUCAACUACCUACAUAUACGGUGUGUAUGAAGAAGAAGAAAAAUACAUAGUUUGGUUGGAUAAUAGGACAUGCAACUGUGGUAUUUUUCAGCUCGACGAGAUACCAUACGCGCACACUAUUGCUGUUUCGAAAAGCAAACAUGUAAAGAAAAUGAAGUCAUACUGUUUUGAUUACUACAAGAAGGAGAGACUAGUCAAGACUUAUAAAAUGCCAUUGUGUCCAAUGCCCGAUAGACGAGAUUGA